AUGGCCACCGCGAGGGAUAUAAAUCCCAGCGACCUCACACGCCAGAUCUCGCAGAGCCUGAGCUUUUCGGCAUCACCAAAUGCUGCCUUUCACUCCUUUCCAUCGAGCUAUGGGGCGAGUUAUUCCCAGUUUGCGAGUCGUGUGCCAGAAGCCCUGCCUGCAAGGCAGUUGAAGCCGUUCGUGGCGGAAGACAUAAAGGUUUUGUUGUUGGAGAACGUGAACCAGACCGGCAGGGAUAUCCUCAAUGUACAGGGGUACCAGGUCGAAUUCUAUAAGUCGUCGUUGCCAGAAGAUGAGUUGAUCGAAAAGAUCAGAGAUGUCCACGUCAUUGGCGUCAGAUCCAAGACCAAGCUCACCGCUAGAGUUCUUGCCGAAGCUAAGAAUCUGAUAGUUAUUGGGUGUUUCUGUAUCGGAACAAACCAGGUCGACCUCCAGUAUGCUGCAGAUCAUGGUAUUGCCGUGUUUAAUUCACCUUUUUCGAAUUCGCGCAGUGUCGCCGAAUUAGUGAUUGCUGAGAUCAUUUCUCUCGCUCGCCACCUGUGUGAUCGUUCUAUGGAAAUGCAUAAUGGAAUGUGGCAGAAAGUGAGCAAUAGGUGUUGGGAAGUCAGAGGGAAAACGCUUGGUAUUGUCGGAUAUGGCCACAUCGGGUCUCAGCUAUCGGUUUUGGCUGAGUCUAUGGGUAUGUCUGUGAUAUACUACGAUGUUAUUAACCUCAUGGCCAUGGGCACAGCCCGCCAAGUUGGUAAACUUGAGGACCUCCUCAAAUCCGCGGAUUUCAUCUCGCUGCACGUUCCAGAGCUUCCAGAAACCAAGAAUAUGAUUAGUACCGCCCAGUUUGAACAAAUGAAGGAUGGGAGCUAUUUGAUCAAUGCCAGCCGUGGCUGCGUAGUGGACAUCCCAGCAUUGAUCCAAGCCAUGCGGUCUGGGAAAGUUGCUGGCGCGGCUCUCGAUGUGUAUCCAAGUGAACCCGCUGGAAACGGGGACUAUUUUAACAAGCAGCUCAACGAUUGGGCUGAGGAUCUGAGAAGCUUGAAGAAUCUCAUCCUUACACCGCACAUUGGUGGAAGCACCGAGGAGGCCCAGAGCGCUAUUGGUAUUGAAGUUGGAAAUUCUCUCGUCCGUUAUGUAAACGAGGGUACCACAAUCGGUGCUGUCAACAUGCCAGAGGUUACUUUACGUUCUUUAACUAUGGAAGGGCCGAACAAUGCCAGGGUUAUUUUCAUUCAUCGAAAUAUUCCCGGUGUGUUGAGAAAAGUCAACGAAAUUCUCGGAAAUCACAAUGUUGAUAAGCAAAUGACAGACAGUCGGGGUGACGUUGCAUACCUAAUGGCCGAUAUCAGUGACGUUGACUCCUCGGAGAUUAAAGAUCUAUAUGAACAGCUCGAGAAUUUAUCACCUCGAAUACUGACCCGUGUCUUGUUCUAA
Ophidiomyces ophidiicola is the source of this 1425-nucleotide messenger RNA. RefSeq names its product D-3-phosphoglycerate dehydrogenase 2 (gene SER33). Bases 1 to 1425 code for a protein of 474 amino acids. Lineage: Eukaryota; Fungi; Ascomycota; Eurotiomycetes; Onygenales; Onygenaceae. The transcript is spliced from 7 exons. The record is from RefSeq and is a predicted model, not a curated record. Gene Ontology annotation, molecular function: NAD binding; oxidoreductase activity, acting on the CH-OH group of donors, NAD or NADP as acceptor.